Molecule: messenger RNA, 631 nt
Organism: Prorocentrum cordatum
Lineage: Eukaryota; Dinophyceae; Prorocentrales; Prorocentraceae
Source: the annotation of a GenBank genome assembly
UCUCCGACCCGCCGCCGCCGCUCAGCGGCGCGCCAACGCAGCCAUGCGGCCCGCGGCGGCCCUGCUUGCCCUCCUGGCGGCCACCGCCAGCGCGACGCGCACGGCGCAGGCCCGCCUGCGAGCGCCCGACGCCGCGGCCGCGGGCGCCGAGGAGAUGCCGCACAAGGGCCCCGAGUUCAACUACACCGAGUACGACGAAAACUGGGGAGAGGAGUACGAGGCGGGCCAUUACCCCCGCUGGGAGCAGACGAAGUCUGACACUUGGCGCUACGACGACACCAAGGCCUACCGGGACGAGCAGAGCGACGGCAAGCCGAGCCCGGGAGGGAAGAGCAGAAAGCUCACGUUGGCGCUAACACACGUUCUGAGGAUCAUCGACAUGAUCUUCGACAGGAUCAUCGACAGGAUCAUCCUCCCUCCUCCUCCCCUCGAGGUUUUGAGGUCUUCGUAUUUGGAGUUCGAGGUUGUCGGGCGUUUUCGUCGGUUGUCGCCGGUUUUUUAGCCUCGGGGUGCUCUCCAGCAGCUGCGCCUCACCGAGAGCGUUCGGGGGGUACCGGGAUCGUCCCGAACGGCCGCAGGAGAUCAGAGUCAUGUUCUGAAAACCAGAGGGCAUCGUUAGGGGGGGACAGGC